GCUUGUUUUGCUGCCUUGCCUCUGCCAACUCUGGAGCUGCAGGCUGGUGUCUGACAAUAAUAAUCAUUUCAGACGUUACCAUUCGUGCAAUUGCGAGCUGCGAUUGAAUCUCUCACGAAACCAGAGAGACCAGACCACACAGCUGCACACUGCUGCCUCUGCACUGUGCACACUCGGCCUGCGCGUCGCUGGAUCCGGCAUCGCUGGGGCAGAUUCGCUGCGUCGCUGCACCACUGCUCGCGCACCACUGCCAGCUGCACUGCCACUGCUCACUGCUGCUCUACUGCUAGCUGCAUCGUGAUCGCUGCAUCGUGAUCGCUGCAUCGCCGCUGCACGAAAGUCGCACAAAGAAAUGGCCGCACAAACCACCGCCGAAGCGCUCGCCGCCGACUUCGCCGCCGCGAUCGCCCGUGGCGAGCCCUGCUACGCCGCCGGCGCGGCCGCUGGCCGCUUCGAGCUGUCGUCGUUCCUAGAAAUAGCGCAAACUGACGACGGAUGCAUGUGCAGCGCGACCAUCCCGGCGGAGGGAGGCGUCUACGCCGGCGGCGCGGCGCGGCGCGACGUGCAGCUCCCGCUCGCCGCGAUCCUUGCCGCCGCCGCGUCGCGCGAGGCCACGCACGGCGAUUUGUACGCGAUGCAAGUCCCGCUCGACGGCUCGGGCCCGCUGCGGCGGGCGAUGGCCCGCGCGGCCGCGGCCGCCGUGCCUUUUUGGGCCGUGGCGGCGAAGGCCGCCGCGACCGCGGCCGCCGACGGCGGCGGCGACGCGUCGCUCCAGGUCUGGAUCGGCGGCCGGGCGCCGACCACCACGACGGCGCACUACGACGGCCUCGAGAACUUCAUGGUCGUCACGCGCGGCCGCAAGACCGUCGACCUCUGGCCGCCGGGCUGCCCGAAGCUCGCGCGCUCGGCGCCGGCCUGGGCGUAUCGAGCGGCCGCGGCGCCGCCGCGGCCGGCGGUCUCCUUCACGCUCGAAGCGGGCGACUGCGCGUACUGGCCCGAGGGCUGGUGGCACCGCGUGCGCUCCGACGCGUGGACUAUCGCCGUCAACGUGUGGUGGCCGGGCGUGCGGCCGCAGCUCGUCGCGCUGCCGGCGCCGCGCGCCGCGUUCGCUCUGCGGACGCUCGCGCACCGCGUCGUCGAGCUGCGGCUCGCGGCGGUCGUUGCCGACGCCGCCACGUACGUCGUCGACGACGAGUCGACGCGCGCCGAAGCACUUCGGCGCGGCGCGCUGCCGCCGCGGCUCUUCCGCGGGCCGGCCGUCGACGCGCUGUCCGUCUCAUCGCUCGCGGACCGCUACGGCGCGGACGCGUGGAGUCGGGCGCUGGAGGCCGUCGACGGCCGCGGCGCGCACGUCCUCGAGGCCGUUCAGGGCGCCGCCGUCCUCGACGCGCUCUUUACGGGCGACGACGCCGCGCGAGCCCGCUUCGACGCGAAGCGCGAGGAGUUUUGCGCUGGCGAGCUGCGGCGGGCGGUUUGUGAUGCUUGUGGGGUGGGGAGGUAAAUGUGCCCUUUGUAAAACGGGUUUAGGUGCUCGGAAUAGGGUUGUUGUUAUGGUGCUAGGAGCGGCUUUCGCUAGCGGCGUGUACAUACUAGCAAGCAAGCAAGCAAGCCUGGGCCGCGCCAAGCCGCGCCGCCAUCCGCACGUGCGGAUUAUUUGCACACGGCAAGAGGCGUAAAGCGCCGCCUGCAUCGCCCCACUGGCCCACGACGCCUUGCGAGUCGUGGCAAAUCAUUUAUCAUUUGAAAAAGUGAGCCUUCCACGGUCUGCACGCGCGCCGUAAGCGCCGAGCCGCCGCAAGUCCACAAUGCCGCAAGGCGACGGCGAACAGUACCUUGAGCCGGAGCAUCAUCAGGCGCUGCAGGAUCUCCGCAAGGGCGGCCUCACGUACCGCCUCGACCCGGGCGUCACGUUUUUCUCGAUCGACGAGAUCGAGCGGCGCGUGAAGGCGAUGUGCGCGGCGCGCGCGCGGCGCCUCGGCUCGGACGUCUUUGUUCCGGCCGGCGCGAAGCGGGGCUGGGAGGUGCGCGCCGUUGCUACGAUGGCGUCGGACGCGCGCGCGGUCGCGGCGUGGCGGCGCGAUCGCGGCGAGGCCGUCGAGGACGAGGACGAGGAAGAAGCGGCGGUCGACGAGCACGACCGCCAGACCGCGGCGCGCGAGCGGGCGGCGCGCUGUGUGGAAAUCAAAUGGAAGGCGUCCCGCGCCAUCGACGCGACGCGUCGUCGUAGACUGCUCGAUGGCGUGGCGGAUAACACGUAUUCACACAGGCGGAGCGGCGGGCGAAGAAACGCGCCGAGCGCGCGGAGGAGGCACGCGUCGCGGACCUGCGCGAACGGUCCGAGCGCCGCGCGCGGCGCGUGAUGCCGGCGGCGCCGACGCGGCGGCGGCGGCCUCGCGUCGGCACGCGCGUCAGCGCGUUUUACUGGGCGUGGCGGUGUCCCAUCCCGGCGACGGUCGUCGAAGUGCGCGACGACGUGGUCGUCGUCGAGUACUACGACGGCGACCGCGGCGAGGUGUCGGCGGACCUGGUGCGCUCGCUGGAGCGCGCCGAGAGUUAUUCGCGGGGCGAGCGCGUCUCUGCGUUUUACGGGCCGGAUCAGUGCUACUAUCCCGCCGUCGUCGCGUCUUCGCGGCUCGACGACGGCCGCUACAAGGUCGACUACGUCGGCGAGAACUAUAGUGACGUGCUGCCGCCGCAGCUUCUCCGCGCGGCUCCGCGGCCGCGGCCGCCUCCUCCGCCGCGCCGGCCAUCGCCAGCGCCUCCGCCGCCGCGCCGGCGGCCGCCGCGGCGGACGGCUCCUCCGGCGCCUCCGCCUCCACGGCGGCGGCCGCCGCGACGGACGGCUGCUCCGGCGCCUCCGCCUCCUCCGCGGCGCACGCGGCGCAAGCGGGAUUGA
Molecule: messenger RNA, 2896 nt
Organism: Pelagomonas calceolata
Lineage: Eukaryota; Pelagophyceae; Pelagomonadales; Pelagomonadaceae
Source: the annotation of a GenBank genome assembly